AUGAACCCUUUGACACAAACAGUGAAUAAGCUAAUACAACAUCCUGAUUAUCGACGAUCAAUAUGUCAAUUGUACAAGGAACUACUACGAAAAUCGUAUAGACUUAAGAAGCUGAAUAUUGAGAAUGCUUCAGUAUUGUUCGAAGAGUUCAAAGUUGGCAUGUAUGAAUCCUUCAAUAAGCAAUACACCAACACAUAUCAAAUGACGCAAGCAUUGAUGAAGGGCAUCAAGCUUAAUAGUGUACUAGAUGAUGCUUUGACCAAAGGAAACCACGACAAGCUUACAAGCUGGGUACAUCAACAUCGAAAGGAAUAUUUUGAGUGGACUCAACGUCGAGCAUCAUUUUUGCAAAACCGCAAAGAAUUGGAAGAGAAACGAAUCGGUUCCCUAAGAGGCAGAGAAAGCUCGCUUGCUUCGUCUCGUAAACGAGGUAAAACCAAACGCAAGCAACUAGCGCUUUCCACGGGUGGAAGUGUUGAUGACUUUAUCAAUGAAGGUUUGGAAACUGCUUUCAAAAAUGGACAGUUUUUGAUUCUACGAUAUCUCAACCAACUACAAUAUGCUGAAAAGAUACCCAAUCCUCACCUUUUACCAUAUACCCCAGAAACUUUGCAAACAGAGGGAAAUCAGUACAACUCACAUCAUGUAAUAAAAGGACUGACUCAAAAAGUCAUUGAUCAAUCCUUUGACAAAGAGUACAUUGAGUCGAUCAUUAUUCCAUCCCUCGUGUUUGAUUUAAAUGAUAUGAACAUGGAGAAAAUUACCACCAUUGUUAACGAGAAAGGUCCUUAUCAAGCAGUGGCUAAGGAAAACAAUUCAGGAACUGUGCCACUACCGUACAUAUUAUCUCCGUUCAAGCACAAGCCAGGACGUAAGCAUAUUGCACAUUUGAUACGUCAGCAAGUCUUGUGGUCUCGGAUAAAGAAAGUAUGGGAGACAACGCAUGAAUUGGAAGAAGAGAAUAUGAGUAAAGAUGGAAGUUAUCCAAUUAGAGGUUGUCGUGGGUUUGGUGCCGAAGAGUUGAUGAAACCAAGACUAUAUUAUGAGAAUCUAUGUCAAGGGGAAGAAAUGUUUGAACUUUUCUGUGAGAUUGAACAAAAAAGAUUGGAAGGCAGAGGUGUCAAUGAGGAGAUUGAUUUAGAGCAGUUUAAUUGGACCAAAGACUUGGACAUAGUGUCUGAUGAGAUUACAGCAAAGUAUAGGCAGGUUUUAUCAAACUCAAAGUUGGACUUGUCUGAGUUGCAACAAAGUUUGCAACAUCGAUACAAUGAUGGAUACAAGGACUACGUGGAAAGAUUUACCAAGUUGCUUAAUCAGUUAAAAAUCUUCAAUGUGUUCAAACACAGUGAAAUUGUCGCACCACCAAACACCACUGUACUCAAAAGUGACGUCAACAAUCUUGUCUUGGAUAAAUUUCCCACAGAAGACAGAAUUGGUCGCGGCCAAACGUUGGGAGAUUUCUUGAAAGCGUGUGGUUUUCCUUAUUUUGAGUUUGGAAAUGAGUUGAGAAAGAAAAUUAAUGAGAUCAUGACUAAAAUUGUACAUAGAUAUUGA
Lodderomyces parapsilosis is the source of this 1554-nucleotide messenger RNA. RefSeq lists its product as uncharacterized. Bases 1 to 1554 code for a protein of 517 amino acids. The transcript has a single exon. The record is from RefSeq and is a predicted model, not a curated record. Lineage: Eukaryota; Fungi; Ascomycota; Pichiomycetes; Serinales; Debaryomycetaceae.